AUGGCCGCUCCGGAUGAGGAGCAGAGGAAGAGGAUGGUGCGGGGAAUGCAGGCGAUGGGAUCAUGGAAUUCAUUUUCCAGCGAAGAGGAUGACGAUGAGCGCAGGAAUUCAGGUCUUUGGGCUGGUGGGAUUUAUUGUGAGAACGGCCUGCAACAGAGCCUGGCCAUGCACCAACAAUCUAUGCAAGGUGGGUUUGGGUUUGGUGGGGCAUCGGGUUCACAACAAACCAUUGGAACGUCAAAUACCGCAAAUGGUCUUGCACCAAAUUUCGCUGGUGGACAGAAUGGUGAAGGAUCAUUGAACUUCGAUUACAACCCUGCAGAUGCCAGUAGCGGGGAAGAGGAUGUAAAAAUACUUGCCAGGCAAUUCCAGAGCACGGGGCCUUUCGGAACACACAACAGCGAGGACGAAGAUAUCACAGGAUUUGGCAUGCGGGCGCCGAAUGCGCCAGGGUCCAACUCUGGAGUAAUGCUGCAGGGGCCGAUGUCCCCAGAAGGUAUUCCAUAUUUGUUCCCAGAAGGUGAAAGCAAGUUCAACGUUGCGAACCCACAACACAUGUCGAUGGAUGAUGCGCUUCCUUAUGUCAUGUGUUUUCCAGAGGACGUGGAGUCGUUCGUUUCCAGUGAGGAUUCUUCCUACUUCAACAGCGAUGAAGAACAGCCGCAGACAGAAAAGAGAGUCAGGCAGGCUUGUCAGGCUUGCAAGCAAAAGAAAGCAAAGUGUGACGACGAUACCCCAUGUGCUCGUUGCAUCGCAGAUCACCAGGAGUGUGUCAGGGAGGUGAACUUGCCAUACAGGCGCAUGAGGCAGAAACGAAGGGAGCAGACGAAGCUGGCAUGCAAGCCUUGCCGAAGGCGAAAGCUCAAAUGCGAGGAGAAUCGACCUUGCUGGAGGUGCUUGAGAGACGGCCAGGAGUGCAUUGACGACAAGAGGAAUCGAGACAAGAAGAGUGGCUCAUCAGAUGAGAGUGUGGAAGGUAGUAGCCAUGAAGCCGCUUCUCCUCAUGCGAUUCCUGGCCUACAGAUUGAGGAUUGA
Molecule: messenger RNA, 1035 nt
Organism: Guillardia theta CCMP2712
Lineage: Eukaryota; Cryptophyceae; Pyrenomonadales; Geminigeraceae
Exons: 1
Coding region: 1-1035 (344 amino acids)
Biological process (GO): regulation of DNA-templated transcription
Molecular function (GO): DNA-binding transcription factor activity, RNA polymerase II-specific; zinc ion binding
Source: RefSeq, a predicted model, not a curated record